Ipomoea nil (Japanese morning glory) is the source of this 2073-nucleotide messenger RNA. RefSeq names its product OBERON-like protein. The record is from RefSeq and is a predicted model, not a curated record. The transcript has 3 exons. The coding region runs from base 203 to 1912 and encodes 569 amino acids. Lineage: Eukaryota; Viridiplantae; Streptophyta; Magnoliopsida; Solanales; Convolvulaceae. Gene Ontology annotation, cellular component: nucleus.
CGUCAAACAUUGAAUCCUUCAUCGUCACACUUCGACUUCAAGAUUAUCAAUGGACAAACCCUCAUACUUUCUGACGACCUAGGGUUUUCUUUUUUCCCCUUUCCCUUUUUCCCGUUUAGCUUCGAGGAAAUUGGAAUAUUCAGGAGCUCAUUUUCUUCGUUUUACACAGUUUUUUUUCCUGGUUGUACUGGACAUUAACUAAAUGGGAAUGUCUUCUGGGUCUCAUUUUAAUCACCAAGCUUCUCCAAAAAUGCUGCCACCUCGCCAACAACCUCGGCCUGGUGGGUUACAAACUAAUUUAUCCUUAGUCUCAUCUGAUGCUUGUGGGUCUCCUAACCUUCAAGAACGCGGCUCAAAUUCUGAUCAGGUUCGUGAAUCCCCCUCUGAAAGUGCUAGCUCUCGUGAAACGUGGCCCACACCUGAUGCUUUGGUUGGGAAGAAAAUGGACAAGGAGAAAGAGAAAGAGAAUGGCUUCGCUGAAAAUUCUGUUGUCCGCCAUAUAUCAAGCUCAGAUAAGAUGUCUCUUCAAGAUGUUGCCCGAGAACGGGUGGAUGUAAUAGCAGAUAGAAUGCAACAUCUCCCAGAUGAGUAUCUAGAGAAGUUCAAAUUUGAACUCCGCGCUCUUCUUGAAGGAUUGGGUGGUUCUCAGCAUAGAGAUGAAUUCCUAUUUUUACAGAAACUAGUUCAGAAUAGGGGUGAUUUGACAGAUAAAACAUUGAUUAUGGCUCACAGAGCCCAGCUAGAAAUCCUAGUAGCUAUUAAGACUGGCAUUCAGGCAUUUCUACAUCCAAGUGUCAGCCUCUCGCAAGCUUCUCUAAUUGAUAUUUUCUUGUACAAGAGAUGUAGAAACAUAGCUUGUGGAAGUGUCCUUCCAGCAGAGGACUGUACUUGUGAAGUUUGCUCCAAGAAGAAUGGUUUCUGCAAUCUUUGCAUGUGUGUUAUCUGUAACAAGUUUGAUUUUGAGGUAAACACAUGCCGAUGGAUUGGUUGUGAUCUAUGUUCCCAUUGGACUCAUACCGAUUGUGCUAUUCACAAUAGGCUGAUUGGAAUGGGCCCCUCUGUGAAAAGUGGGAGUGGCUCCGCUGAAAUGAUUUUCAGGUGCCGAGCCUGCAACAGGACAUCUGAAUUAUUAGGUUGGGUGAGAGAUGUUUUCCUGCACUGUGCACCAAACUGGGAUAGGGAAGCUUUUAUAAGGGAAUUUGAUUAUGUUAGUAGAAUAUUCCGUGGAAGUGAGGAUCCUAGAGGCCUGAAAUUAUUUUGGAAGUGUGAGGAACUUAUAGAUAAGCUGAAAAGUGGUGCUGCUGAACCUAUGGCAUGUAAAGUUAUUUUGUCAUUUUUUCAAGAGCUUGAGGUGGAUGCGUCUAAGAGUCAAGAAGGAGAUGAGGUAGGGCGUUUGAUAGCUCCACAGGAAGCGUUCACGAGGAUUGCUGACGUUGUACAGGAAGCCAUUAGAAAAAUGGAAAUGGUAGCCGAGGAGAAGAUGCGGAUGGUAAAGAAAGCUCGUCUGGCUUUUGAAGCAUGUGAUCAGGAGCUCAAGGAUAAAGCCCGGGAAGUGGCUGCACUGAAGAUGGAUAGGCAGAGGAAGAAGCAACAGAUUGAUGAGCUCGAAAGCAUCGUAAGGCUUAAACAGGCAGAGGCUGAAAUGUUCGACCUGAAGGCCAGCGAGGCGAGACGAGAAGCUGAGAGGUUACAGAGGAUCGCACUUGCCAAGACCGAGAAGUCCGAAGAGGACUAUGCUAGCAGGUAUCUGAAGCAAAGAUUGAGCGAGGCUGAAGCCGAGAAGCAGUAUUUGUUCGAGAAAAUCAAGCUUCAGGAAAGCUCGAGGGGUUCGCAUAGUGGAGCUGGGGGAAGUAGUGACCCUUCCCAGGUGAUGAUGUACUCUAAGAUUCAAGAUUUGCUUAAGAACAUGUAAAAUGUUGUGUCAAUGAAAGAGAACCAAUCAAAUGACCUGCUUUCUUAUCUCUCUCUCUCUUGUAUUUGUUAGGUUUCCUAAUGUAAUACUCCUUGUUUCACUGUUUACUCAUUGUUCGGAGUUAACUUUAUUGUCAUUAUGCCAUUGAAAACCUUUUGUUG